AUGUGCUUUUCAAUCUUGCAAGUUCCCAGAUGCAGAAUCCACACCUUAGCUAAUUUUUGCUGGGGAAGCUCUCACAGUUUAAAUAGGACAUGCGACAAGAUUUUCCGCUUUCGAUUGCUGGGUUCCAAAGCCAAUUGUCUGGAAGGAGGAUACAGUAAAAGAUGGAUCAAAAGACCUGCAAGUACCAAAACAGGAGGAAGUAGCAGAACAAAUCAAGAAAGCAAAUCAACCACCAUUGGACAUGAAAUUUUGGACGAAACAGUUUCAACUAGGUCUACGUUGAGUAUAAACAAAACAGAAGUAAGCGAGUUUCAUAGAAUUCCAUACUGUGAUAUUCAACAAAUGAUUGCUCAGAACAAAGACAUCACCAAGUUUUUGACAUUUAUUGUCUUUGAUAUUGAGACUACUGGGUUCAGCAGAGAGAAUGAACGCAUUAUUGAGAUUGCAUUUCAGGAUCUUCAGGGAGGUGAAAACAGCACUUUCCAAACUCUAGUGAAUCCCGGACGCCAUGUUGCUAAUUCACAUAUCCAUAACAUUACAACACAUAUGGUCUGCAGAUCUGAUGUCCCAAGAAUGGAAGAGUUGAUUCCUAUAUUACUGCAGUAUGUGAAGAGCCGCCAGAAACCAGGCGGCUAUGUAAUAUUUGUAGCUCACAAUGCUCGUACUUUUGAUGUACCAUUUUUGGUUAAUGAAUUCAGUCGCUGCCAUUUUGAAAUUCCUCCCAAUUGGCUUUUUGUGGACACGCUUCCUCUGGCACGUGAAUUGCUGAAGUUGGAAGGAUUGAAGCUUACUUCAGGGACAUCACUAGAUGCUCUUUGCAAGAGGUAUAAUAUUCAAUUUGUUGGAAAAGCACACAGAGCCAUGGCAGACGUGACCGCAUUAUCAUUAGUUCUUCAGAGGCUGACUUUCGACUUGAAACUCCCACUUUCUGGCCUGAUAGCAAAACAUUUUACACCUUCAGAUUUGACAUCUGUAAAGAAGAAGAAAUAG
Dovyalis caffra is the source of this 990-nucleotide messenger RNA. Lineage: Eukaryota; Viridiplantae; Streptophyta; Magnoliopsida; Malpighiales; Salicaceae. The record is from the annotation of a GenBank genome assembly.